AUGCACUGCACCCGAGUGCAUACGCCAGGAUCGCAACGCAGCCGUAAACCGGACAUCGAAGCGCCUGGACAGCAGCGCCCUGCUGGGGCUAUUUUCCCACGCCUGGCGUUUCGCAGGCGUCUACGCACGGCUCUCCCGUUAGCGCCCGUCGUGCUGUGUCGCGGCUGCGUUGCGGCUGCGUUGGUAGUUAUGGAGACGAACGCCGUCGCUGCAGCUGCCUCCGGUGACGAUGGUCUCUUAGAUCAGUUGCGAGCUCUAGGUCUUGAGGAUCGAAACCUUCGAGCGGUCGCACGGUCGGCUAAAGUCCAGGCGGCACUAACUGAGGCCGUGCAAGUGGCCAAACGUUCAGCGCUGGAGUCGACUGCGGAUCGAUUGCCUGAGGAGCAGGCACUCACGCCGCAGAAAGCCUCGCUGCUUUAUGUGGCUGUGAGCAAGCUCCCGACAAAACUGCGCUGCUUUCGCGAGCUCAUCUUUGAAGCAAUUGGCGACGGGCGCAUCGACAACACGGCCAAGCUCGAAGCGGCGUUCGCUUACCUCGAGGCGCUGCUCGAGUCGGCUCCGGGCACAGCUGCCGAGGGCAAAGUUGACCGCGACGACUUCAAUGCUGCAGUGGGUGCGGGCGUUGUUGUUGACGACAGUACGCUGUCGGCUGCAGUCGACGAAGAAAUUCGGACAAUCAUGGACGACCUGUUGGUGCGGGGCUACAAGUAUCCACUUGGUCCCAUUAUCGCUGGUGUUCAGCGGCGUGUUCGUUUUGUUGAAGGCCGCCGCAUCAAGGAAGCGGUCGAUGCAAAACUCUUUGCGUUGCUGGGCCCACGCUCGUCAGAGGCCGGAGCGGGAUCGCGCGCCUCAACGACCACCAGCAAAGAGGCGGCAGAUCGUCCAUCAGAUGAUCGCUGCAAAACCAACCGACGCAUGCUCAACACCGCGACGUCUGCGAGUUCCGCACCAAAGACGAAAGACGGGCACGCUGGUAUCGGCUCGGGAUCGGCUAUCGAUAACGAAACGGACGCGCAGCUCGCUGAAAAUCCAUUUGCAGCGCUACCAGCCUAUUUCGACGCACGAUCGUUAGACUCCAUGCGGAAUACACCGGAGCUGCUCGCUCUGCAACGUGCAAAUACGGAUGGAUGCUCUGUUGUCACGCGCUUCCCGCCUGAGCCGAACGCACAUCUUCAUUGCGGUCAUACCAAGGCGAUGUUGCUCGACUUUGGUUACGCAAUGCGAAACGGAGGCCGGUGCAUCCUGCGCUUUGACGACACCAACCCCGACACAGAAGAGCAGGCCUUUAUCGAUUCAAUCAUCGAGACAGUGCAGUGGAUGGGUUAUCAACCCUACCAGAUCACGUACUCUUCCGACUACUUCGACCGUCUGCAUGAACUCGCUGUGGAACUCAUUCGACGUGGCAAGGCUUAUGUGUGCCAUCAGCGGCCUGAGGAGAUGGCGCGCGAUCGCGAAGAGAAGCGUCCGUCUCCGUGGCGAAAUCGCUCCGUCGAGGAGAACCUUGACUGCUUCGAGCGGAUGCGUCUUGGACUAUACGAUGAGGGUGCCGCCGUUCUUCGUAUGAAGAUCGACAUGCAGCAUCCGAAUCCUGUCAUGAGAGACCCCGUCGCAUACCGCAUCAAGUACGCAGCGCAUCCGCACGUCGGAGAUCGAUGGUGCAUCUAUCCGUCGUACGACUUUACGCACUGCCUGGUCGACUCGCUGGAGUGGAUUACGCACUCGAUGUGCACGCUGGAAUUCGAGAUACGACGGGACUCGUACUACUGGUUGCUAGAGGCUCUCGACAUGUAUCGGCCGUUCGUUUUUGAAUUCAGUCGUUUGAAUCUUUCACACACGGUUUUGAGCAAGCGCAAACUAACCCAGAUCAUUGAGCGCGGCUUAGUGCGCGGUUGGGAUGAUCCACGCAUGCCGACCCUGAUUGGCAUGAGGCGCCGGGGCUACACGCCAGUCGCCAUUAACCACUUUGUGGCUAGUGUAGGGUUUUCACGGGCGGAGAACAACGUGCAUCUGCGCAAGCUAGAGGCUUGUGUGCGUCAGUAUAUGGAUCAGCAUGCUCCGCGUCGCAUGGUGGUGCUCGAACCGUUGCCCGUGCUGCUGAAGAACUUUGCCCAGGCGCUGUCGGCAGCGGAAGCAGUUACCGUGCAGGUGCCGAACCAUCCCAAACGACCCGAGUUGGGCACGCGUACGCUCGAAUUUACCCCGAUGAUCUACUUGGAGCGAACUGAUUUUCGUUUACAAGAUGCGAAGGACUAUUACGGGCUUGCACCAGGGAAAGCAGCCCUGCUGCGUCACACUGGGUUCGCGAUUCGCGUUCUUGCCGCCUUGACUGCCCAGCAUGCGCCCGCCACAAGUGAUGACCAAGUUCAGUUGCUGCAUGCCGAGAUUCUCACCCAAUUACCGCAACCUCGUCCAAAAGGUGUGUUGCACUGGGUAUCCGAGAAAAGCAUGCCCUGUGAAUGCCGCUUGUACGAGCCCCUGUUCUGCGUGGAAGAUCCGCUUCAAGCCGCUGCCGAGCAGAACCUAUCAGAGCGCGACGGGUGGCUGACCUUCUUCAAUCCCAAGAGCGAGCGCAUUCUGCAACAAGCUCGGUGCGAAUCCGCGGAUGAUUGGCAACCAGGCGCUAUUUUUCAGUUCGAGAGAGUCGGGUUCUAUUGCGUGGACCCGGACUCCCAGCUUGAGGCCUCGCCACCUCACCUCGUUUUCAACAGAACGGUGACUUUGCGCGAGUCGUUUCCCAAGUUUGCAUAA
Molecule: messenger RNA, 2748 nt
Organism: Cyanidioschyzon merolae strain 10D
Lineage: Eukaryota; Rhodophyta; Bangiophyceae; Cyanidiales; Cyanidiaceae
Product: glutamine--tRNA ligase, chloroplast or mitochondrial?
Exons: 1
Coding region: 1-2748 (915 amino acids)
Biological process (GO): translation; glutaminyl-tRNA aminoacylation
Cellular component (GO): cytoplasm; cytosol
Molecular function (GO): ATP binding; glutamine-tRNA ligase activity
Source: RefSeq, a predicted model, not a curated record